AUGCUGCAUCCCCAGAUUGCUCCGUCGGCCAACGUUGACAUUGAUAUCGACCGCCGAGACACCAGAGACCACGUGGACAUUGACUACGACCGACGUCAAACCUACGACAAGAGCUACGAAUCGCAACUAGACAUUACCGAACGAGACUACCGCCGACGCGUCUCCCCCACCUACGACGCUGAGUACGAACGUCGUCGUCCAGAAGCAGAGGUUACCAUCCAGAAGGAACAGAUCAAAGUCGAUCAACCGAUCAGAAGAGACAUGGGCUACUACGACGACGAGGGCAACUACCACAGCUUCCGCCGUGGAGUGGAGCGGGCUGCGGAUCACAUCCUCCAUCCUUUCUCCCAUCACCACGAUCGUGCACGGGAUGAGGUGGUCAUCAGCGAGCGAGAGACUACAGGCCCAACCCGCGUACAGGAUGGCAGAGUUGAACAAAUCCGCUACGUCGAGCCUCGCUUUGGCCAACGUGGAGUCCCUAUCCAAUGCCACUUUAUCCGCAUUGGUGACAUUCUUUUGCUUCAGGGACGGCCUUCCCAGGUCAUUCGUAUCAGCACGUCUUCCCAGACCGGUCAAUACAGGUACUUGGGUGUGGAUCUGUUCACACGUCAGCUGCAUGAGGAAAGCUCUUUCGUGAGCAACCCACAGCCCAGUGUGAUCGUACAGACCAUGCUCGGCCCGGUCUUCAAGCAAUACCGUGUCUUGGACAUCCAUGACGACGGCUCGAUCGUCUGCAUGACUGAGACCGGAGACGUCAAGCAUGGCUUGUCUGUUGUCGACCAGGGCGGUCUCUUCAAGAGAAUUGAGCGGGCCUUUUCCGAUGGUCGCGGCAGUGUGCGUGUCUUGGUCAUAAACGAUGGUGGUCGCGAGUUGAUUGUUGAUCUGAAGAUCAUCCAUGGUUCGAGAUUGUAA
Molecule: messenger RNA, 912 nt
Organism: Capronia epimyces CBS 606.96
Lineage: Eukaryota; Fungi; Ascomycota; Eurotiomycetes; Chaetothyriales; Herpotrichiellaceae
Exons: 2
Coding region: 1-912 (303 amino acids)
Biological process (GO): positive regulation of translational elongation; positive regulation of translational termination
Molecular function (GO): translation elongation factor activity; ribosome binding; RNA binding
Source: RefSeq, a predicted model, not a curated record